Messenger RNA from Arachis duranensis, 2823 nucleotides. Its product is annotated as pentatricopeptide repeat-containing protein At2g36240. The transcript is spliced from 5 exons. The record is from RefSeq and is a predicted model, not a curated record. Bases 1 to 1578 code for a protein of 525 amino acids. Gene Ontology annotation, molecular function: protein binding. Lineage: Eukaryota; Viridiplantae; Streptophyta; Magnoliopsida; Fabales; Fabaceae.
AUGACGAAAGGAACUGACCCAAAAUUUGAUGAAGGUAAUCCUGACAAAUUGGCUAUCUUUCUAGAUCCAAGCAUAGUCCAUUUCGACGCAGGGAAGAAACAGAGCAAGUUAAGGAAUGGGGUUGAAAAAAAUGCUGAGACCAAUAGUAACACCACCACACCUAUCGUCGCCUCUUCCAAACCCUCCUCUCCCAUCUCCGCCGCCAGACCAAUACUCACACUCACCCCAAUCCCCAACUCCCAAUACCACCGCCUCCUCAACUUUCUCAAGACCCAUCUUUCCCCACCUUUCACCCCGGAAUCUCUCCUCCAUUUCCUCAAAUCCAAGCUCCAUCACCACCCUUCCUUUUCCCACUACGACUUUCACGUCUUCACCUGGGCCUCCUUCGUCGACUCUUUCCGCCACACCCACUCCACUUUCCAUUGGAUGGCCCAAACCCUAGCUCUCUCCCACCGCGUCCACCACCUCCGCGUCCUCCUCGAUUUCAUCGCCUCCAACCCUUGUCCCUGCUCCGACUUCAUCUUCUCCUGCCCCCACACCGAAUCCAUCUUCCGCUUCGCCAUCCACGCUUACUGCAAAGCCGGCAAAUUGGACGAAGCUGUCUCCUCGUUCCGUUCCAUGUGCAGGUUGAUCGACGGUAGGCCUAAUGUUGCAGUUUGUAAUAUCAUAAUUCAUGGAUUUGUGAAAUUCGGCAUGCUUGAUAGGGCUCUCGAGUUUUAUGAUGAGAUUGUUAGGGUUAGGGUUAGGCCUGAUCUGUUCACUUUUAACAUUUUGAUCAGUGGUUAUUGUAGGAAUUUGAAGUUUGGGUUGGCAUUGGAGAUGUUCAAGGUGAUGAGAAAGAUGGGGUGUGACCCAAAUGUGGUUACUUUCAACACUUUGAUUAAGGAGAUGUUUAGGGAGGGAAAGGUUGAAGAAGGGAUUGGGAUGGCUCAUGAGAUGAUUGACUUGGGUUGCGAGUUCUCCAAUGUCACUUGUGAGAUUCUGGUUCACGGGCUUUCCGAGAAAGGAAAGGUUUCGCAGGCGUGUGAGCUGUUACUUGAUUUCUCCAGAAGGGGAGUUUUGCCUAAAGGGUAUGAUUAUUUUGAUUUGGUGGAUGCUCUGUGUGGGAAUGGAGAUGUUGAUAGAGCAUUGGGGCUAAUUUAUGAGUUGUGGGAGAAAGGAUGUGUGCCGAGCUUGAUUGCUUGCAUUGUGAUGAUUGAUGGGUUGAGAAGCUCAAAGAAGACUAAAGAAGCUUGGAGAUUGGUGGAAAAGAUGCUUAAAGAGGGUAUGAUACCAGAUGUUAUUACUUUCAAUUGUGUGCUUCAGGAUAUUUGCAAGGUGCGACAAACAGAGGAAGCAAAUAAAUUAAGAUUACUUGCUUUUAGCAAGGGUUUGGAACCGGAUGACGUGACAUAUAAAAUUUUGGUUAAUGGAUACACAGGAGAGGGCCAGAAAAUAGAGGGAGAGUCAGUGGUGAAUGAGAUGUUGGAUAGGGGAUUCAUACCUGAUCUUGCUUCAUAUAAUGAAUUGAUGAAUGCGCUAUCCACUUGUCAACGACACUCCACCCGCCAUCAGGCUAAUAAACUUGACCACACAUAAUACAAGUGUUCAAGGUUUAAUUAUAAUUGAAGCCUAGGAUAAGUGAUUUAUGGAUGAUUCAGAGCUCAAUAUGAAAAACCUUCAGAUGAUUAUAUUGUUAUUUCGGGGCUUACACUGCAAUGUCUAGUGCAUCCUCCAUGCUGACUUCUUUCAAUGGAUAAGACCUGGGUGGGGUGAAAAUGUAGCUGGAUUCUAUACUUGUGUGAUCUUCGAUAAUUUUUGCAAGGAAGAGGAUAUGGCUGCGCAUACUUCUUCUGAGAUUAUUAAGUAUGAUGUCUUCCUCAGCUUCAGAGGCACAGACACUCGCCGUGGUUUUCUCAGCCAUCUGCGCAAGGCUUUAGAGGACAAGCACAUCAAGACAUACGUGGAUUACAUGCUCAGAGAAGGAACUGAAAUAUUGCACUCACUCCUUGCAGCCAUUGAACAAUCAGAAAUUGCUUUGAUCAUAUUCUGCCAGGAUUAUGCAUCUUCCCAAUGGUGUUUGGAAGAACUAGCCAAAAUAUUGGAAUGCAGGAAACAAAAUGGUCAAAUUAUAAUACCUAUUUUCCAUAAUGUAGACCCAUCAUGGGUGCGCCGCCAAAAGGAAAGUUAUCACCAUGCGCUUGCUAAUCAUGAGGUGAGGUUUGCAGAUAGGGUGCAAAUCUGGAGAGAUGCUCUCAAGGAAGCUGCCAACUUGUCUGGAUUCCAUUCACCGUCAUCAAGCUUCAGGAACGAUGCUGACCUUGUUGAUGAAAUUGUCAAACGUGUCUUACAAAGGUUAAACCAAUCACCCCAAGGUGAUUUGCAGGGUCUUGUUGGAAUUCAUGGACCAAUUGAAAAGCUAGUAUCGUUGUGCAUGGAAUCUGAAGCUGUUAUUGUUGGCCUUUGGGGCAUGGGCGGCAUUGGUAAGACAACUCUUGCGACUGCAGUUUUCAAUAGAUUGUGUGAUGGAUUUGAAGGAUUUUGCUUUUUGAACAAUGUAAGAGAAAGAGCUGAGAAAUAUGGUAUAGAUCAUUUGAAGACAGAACUUCUUUCCAAACUGCUAAAGGAAGAAGAUGCAAGUCCCUUUGUCAUGCCUGGUGGGAUAACUAAUUUUGCCAAGAAAGGACUUAGUCGAACAAAGGUUCUUGUUGUUCUUGAUGAUGUCAAUGAUUCAGAUCAAAUGGAAGAUUUAUGUGGAGGACAUACAUGGUUUGAGGCAAGUAGCAGAAUCAUAGUGACAACAAGAGAUAAGUAUGUUCUUGCUACAGCUGAUGCAUAUCAUAU